AUGGCGGCCGCGGCUCAGGCGCUGAGCGGCACCGGGCUGCUCCUGGCCGCCGCCGCCCUCGCCCUCCUGGCCGUGGCCAUCGGCACCGACUCCUGGUACGAGACGGACGCGCGGCGGCACCGCGAGCGCUGCCGCGGCUUCGGCCACAAGCGCAGCGACCCGCCCGGCUCCAUGUCGGCGCCCAGCUCGCACCUGCCGCUCCGCGCCCGACCCCCGCGGGCGCUCCUGCCCGCCGCGGCGAGACCGGGCCGGCGGGCGGGCGCGGACGGAGCCCGGCGGAGCCGUGGCUCCCGGUGUCCCUGGCGUGCUGCGGGAAGCGGCGAGCGCGGCCCUGACCCCAUCCCGGGGUCCUGUGCGCCUCCCUCUCCGCUAGAAAUGCUGCAGUGCUGGGUGGGACCACGUCCUCAGAGAGCCCCCUCGGGGGCCCAGUGCAGGGCCUGGCUCUCGCAUGAGGGAGUUCUCAUUGCUGCAGUGGAUUGCCAGGCUUUCAUGGUGGCAGUUGUCACUCAGGGCCCCCAGGGUGAAAGGGGAGAAAGCUAUGGAUCUUCUACUUCUGUGGCACAUGGAGUCAUCCAGCGCUGCACUGCUGUGAAGUACCACUACACCUCCAGCUCUCUGCCUCGCAACUUGCCCAUCAACAUCACCAACACCAUCCGGCAGGAUGAGUGGCACGCGCUCCAUCUGCGGAGGAUGACGGCUGGCUUCAUUGGCAUGGCAGUCUCCAUCAUCCUGUUUGGGUGGAUCAUUGGUGUGCUGGGCUGCUGCAAACAGCAGGAGCUCAUGCAGUACGUGGCUGGGCUGCUCUUCCUAAUGGGAGGUACUUGCUGUAUCAUCUCACUCUGCACUUGCGUAGCUGGGAUCAAUUUUGAGUUAUCCCGCUAUCCUCGCUACGUCUAUGGGCUGCCAGAGGACAUCAGUCAUGGCUAUGGCUGGUCCAUGUUCUGUGCCUGGGGGGGCUUGGGCCUCACCCUGCUGGCUGGGUUCCUCUGCACUUUGGCCCCAUCACUCAACACCUCCCGGGCAUCCGUACAAAAACCCAGACAAGAGAACGGGGCCGUGUGACCCCAGAGAGAGCGAGGAGAGACUCUGGAAAGCGCAGCCUGGGCAGAGCUGUGGGUUAACACCAGGAAGAGGUGGCAUGUCGGCGUGUGGAGAGCAGUGCCAGAGCUGUCGAAAUGCCAGCCCAUGGGACGCUGCUACAGCCUCCAGUCGCAGACACGGACAUUGCGAGUAACUCCAGGUUUGAAUUAUUGGCAACUUGAUCAUUGAUGGUUUAAGGGGGACAGUUCUUUCAAUUUGUUUUUCUUCUGUUUACAAGGGAUUAAGUCCAAGAUUGUGUCUUUUUUUUGUGCUGUUUUUUUGAACUGUACCUCCAUGGUCCUGUUAUUGUCCAGUUGUAAGGGAUGUUUACGCACCAACUCUAUUGCUGCAGGUCUGUGUAGUUCAGACCCAAUUUAGGGCAAGGAGCUAAGUGAAGUUGGCUUGAACACUUUUGCAACAGGCAUGUCUAGUGUUGGCUCAGGCCAUCCUUUCCCAAAAGAACCUUGAUCUAAGCCGAGGUUGAGGCCAAAGAAUUAGCCCAUUCUUAGUAUUAAUUUAUUUAAAUCAGAAACCUGUGCUAUUCCAUGCUGUGGAUUCAGCUAUUUACUCACUACUCAAACCAUUUCCAAAAGGAGCUAGCUGUAACUGAGCAGCAAGUCUCCAAGAAAACUCUUAUGGACUGGGAAAACAGAGGGAAGUUUUUCUCAGCUUCUUACACAGUGAAAAUUACUCAUCUGGCUAAGUAACAUGCCCUUGUUUUAAUGGGGAGUUGUACGCAACAUGCAGCUUUUAACUAUUCCACCAGAGGUACAUUUUUCAACAUGUGUCAUAGUUUGAGCUGCCAGCACCAACUUUCACUUCUGAACUAACUUCUGGGUGCAACUCCUAUUCUGUGAAAGGAGAUGAGUAAUUCUCCCUGAGCUCAAAUAACAGUACUGCUAAAACAGCAGAUGUACAGCCCCCUCUAAUAUUAAAGUCCAAAGGAACCACAGUGUAUUUUCCUCAGGAACAUGUGGCUUCUGCCCCUUCCAAUGUCAAAUGCCCUGAGCGCAGCGUGUCAAGAGCAUGCGUGUUCUGCUGGAACAAGAUCCCUCUCCAAAAUGAGCACUAAGGACCUUGGUACCAGCACAAGUACUAGGGCUAACUCAGGAACAUCAGCCAAAGUACUUUGGAGUGCAUUUUUCUUUCAUCCAUCUAGUCUUUUUUUCCUUCUCAUAUCCCCGCCCCUCUCCCAAGUGUCCAAAAACUGCACAGGUAAAGAUGAGAUGGCCAGCAUUUGGAGAUGUUUACAUUGUAUUUAAAAUACAAUACAGUGGCAUGUAAGAUACUUAAUGCUAAAGUCAGUGUAUUUAUGAAAAGUGUAAUUUUUAAAUGGAAGUUGUAAUUCUCAACUGGCAUUAAAAGUACUGAAAGACU
This is a messenger RNA of Onychostruthus taczanowskii (white-rumped snowfinch), 2457 nucleotides long. Its product is annotated as transmembrane protein 178B-like. The record is from RefSeq and is a predicted model, not a curated record. Lineage: Eukaryota; Metazoa; Chordata; Aves; Passeriformes; Passeridae. Gene Ontology annotation, cellular component: membrane. Bases 1 to 1062 code for a protein of 353 amino acids. The transcript is spliced from 5 exons.